Molecule: messenger RNA, 2928 nt
Organism: Labrus mixtus (cuckoo wrasse)
Lineage: Eukaryota; Metazoa; Chordata; Actinopteri; Labriformes; Labridae
Product: protocadherin beta-16-like
Exons: 1
Coding region: 500-2920 (806 amino acids)
Biological process (GO): homophilic cell-cell adhesion
Cellular component (GO): plasma membrane
Molecular function (GO): calcium ion binding
Source: RefSeq, a predicted model, not a curated record
CGUUUUGUCAAGCUUUUUACUGUUCUCCCGCUCUCAUAGUUAACACAUUUGUGUUCUUAAAUGCCACAUUAAAUUAUUAAAUUACUGACUCCCAAAAUGAUAAUUUGAUAUUUUAUAAAAGCACUUGGUUACGCCACCUUUUGUGAGGGUUGUUUUUAAAUUAUUUUGUCUGAAGUUAAAAUUUUUGAAUUUGUCUGGAAUUUUUCCUGUUUUGCUUCUGUACUUUCACAAUUUGAACUCAUCGGGCCGCUGUUGCCCAAUAUGUUGCAGUUAGGAUGUGCUUUUGUAACAGAUUUUCACAGUCUACAUCCUGGCGUAGUACUGAUGCACAGCCACUUUAGCUGAGUGCCCGCUUCGGUGUGGUGAUCAUACUAUAGUCUCCUCUGUCAUAUCAAACUGGAACCCUCAUUUUUUACGCUGUGGAUUAAAAAUUACGUUUUUUAUUUAAUCUGCAAGAUUUACGCAACGGAAUAUUCAUUUUAAAACGGAAUAGAACACGAUGGCUGCUGCGACAGAGGUAUCAGAUAGAACAAUGAAACGGCAAGUACUGUUGUUAUUCUCCAUCAUCUGCCUCGAUUCCGUGAUUGGGCAAGUCAGCUACUCUAUUCCAGAGGAAAUGGCAAAAGGCUCUUUGGUCGGCAACAUAGCUCAAGAUUUGGGAUUAGACGUCAAACGGCUUCAAUCUGGUAAAGCACGUAUUUAUACCGGGGACAGUAUUCAGUACAUUGAGCUGAAUAGAGUAAGAGGAGUCCUCGUUAUUAAAGAAAAAAUAGACCGCGAAGGCCUCUGCAGACAGACAACGCCUUGUGCUUUGCAUUUUCAAAUAACGUUAGAGAACCCAUUAGAAAUGUUCCCAGUUACUGUGGAAAUUGCGGAUAUUAAUGACAAUGCUCCGAUGUUCCAAAAGGAGGAGAGGAGGUUUGAAAUCAGCGAAUCUGCAGUCAUCGGCUCUAAAUUUAUGCUAGAGAAAGCAAUGGACCCCGAUAUCGGACUGAAUGGUCUUCAGAGGUACACCCUGAAGCCGAGUGACAAUUUUGUGCUCAAACUGCACUCUCAAUCUGAUGGGAGCAAAAAGGUUGAAAUGAUUUUACAAAAGCCAUUGGACCGAGAGAAACAUGAACACAUAUCUUUAGUAUUAACAGCAGAAGAUGGAGGAGAACCACAGAUGACUGGAACAAUGCAGAUUCAUGUUACUGUACUGGAUGUGAACGACAAUGCCCCUGUUUUUAGUAAACCCGUUUACAAAGCAAGCAUUGCCGAAAACUCCGUUAUAGGAACACUGGUUACAAAGGUUAGUGCUUCUGAUGCAGACAAAGACUCAAAUGGAGAAGUGACCUACGUCAUCGGGAAUAGCAUGGACGGUGUUUCAAAGUUAUUUCACAUAAAUAGUGAAGGGGACUUGAUACUUGAUGCUCCAGUUGAUUAUGAAAAAGAAAAAAACUAUCACAUUGAUAUAGAGGUGAUAGAUAAAGGGGGACUUUCGGAUUCUAGUAAGAUAAUUAUCGACAUAACUGACGUGAAUGAUAACAGCCCUGUAGUAAAUAUGAUCUCGACAUCAGGUUCAGUACCAGAGGAUUCAGCCCUCAAAACGGUAAUAGCAUUAAUGAGUGUAAGUGAUCCUGAUUCUGACACCAAUGGAAAAGUUCAGUGUGUGAUAAAUGAAUAUAUCCCAUUUGAAAUCAAAUUUACGACCAACAAUUUUUAUAGCUUAGUUACAGACAGUGAUUUAGACAGAGAGAGAGCCUCUGAGUACAACAUCACAGUGACGUGUUCUGAUGAGGGAGUGCCCUCCCUCUCCAGCAGCGUCACUCUCACCUUACAGAUCUCUGAUGUGAAUGACAACGCGCCUGUCUUUGAGAGGAGCUCAUAUGAGGCCUACAUUGUAGAAAACAACACACCAGGCCUCUCUAUAUUCACAGUGAAAGCCAGAGACGAUGACUGGAACCAGAAUGCCCGUGUUUCUUACAUCCUGGAGGACUCCUCUGUUAACGGAGUGCCAGUCUCCUCAUAUGUUUCCGUCAGUGCUGAUAGUGGAGUUAUCCAUGCAGUUCGCUCUUUUGACUACGAGCAGAUCAAAGACUUUCAGUUCCGUGUCAGAGCGCAGGAUGGAGGCUCCCCUCCACUCAGCAGCAACGUGACAGUCAAAAUAGUGAUCCAGGACCAGAACGAUAACCCCCCUCAGGUCCUGUACCCAGUCCAGACUGGUGGAUCAGUGGUGGCUGAGAUGGUGCCUCGUGCAGCAGAUGUGGGCUACCUGGUGACUAAAGUGGUGGCUGUUGAUGUGGACUCUGGACAGAAUGCCUGGCUCUCAUAUAAACUGCAGAAAGCCACAGACAGGGCGCUGUUUGAAGUGGGUUUACAGAAUGGAGAAAUCAGAACUAUCCGCCAAGUGAAUGAUAAAGAUGCUGUGAAACAAAGACUGACUGUUAUAGUGGAGGACAACGGGCAGCCGUCUCGUUCAGCUGCAGUCAUUGUUAACGUGGCGGUGGCGGACAGCUUCCCUGAAGUGCUGUCUGAGUUCACUGACUUUACACACGACAAGGAGUACAAUGACAACCUGACUUUUUACUUAGUGCUGGCUUUGGCUGUAGUAUCCUUCCUCUUCAUCACGUGUGUAGUGGUUAUUAUAUCAGUGAAAAUCUACAGAUGGAGACAGUCUCGCACCCUGUUUCACUCCAACCUCCCUGUGAUUCCAUAUUAUCCACCACGUUACUCAGACACUUUGGGCACAGGGACUCUCCAGCACGUGUACAAUUACGAGGUGUGCAGGACGACUGACUCCAGAAAGAGUGACUGUAAGUUCGGCAGAGCUGGUAGUCAGAACGUGUUGAUAAUGGACCCCAGUUCUACAGGGACCAUGCAGCGGAUACAGAGUGAGAAGAGCAUCCUGGAUGAACCAGACUCUCCUCUAGAGGUUUGAUUAUUUCA